GUGCGAGUCGAGUUCUUGGACGUACUGGGUCCCAGGGACAAUGCACACAGGUGCUAGGCGAGUUCUGGGACAACUCCAACAAAUCCACUAUUCACAACGUAAAGGGCCCAGUCCGCGAGGGUAACAUUUUGGCACUUCUGGAGUCUGAGAGAGAAGCUAGAAGAUUAAGAUAA
Candidula unifasciata is the source of this 173-nucleotide messenger RNA. NCBI's taxonomy places the organism in Eukaryota, Metazoa, Mollusca, Gastropoda, Stylommatophora, Geomitridae. The record is from the annotation of a GenBank genome assembly.